AUGAAUUUCAUGGCAACCCUCACAGCUGUGAUUGCCAGUGGGCUGCUGGUGGCUCUGGGUCUUGCGGGGAAUCUCUUCAUCAUUAUUUGCAAUCUGUUUUUCAGAAGCAGCGGUCAGGGGCUGCACCUGGGUGACAUGCUGGUGACCUGCAUCGCAGUGUCCACUGUGAUUCUCGACCUCUCUGCCUACCUGUCCAUGGCGCUUUUUCUUCUUGGUGGAAUGUGCCCAAACUCAAACAUAACAAUGCAAAUAAAUAUGUUCUUGACCAUUGCGGGGAUUAGUUUGAACUACUGGUUCAUCGCCUGGCUCUGUGUCUAUUACUGUGUGAAGAUUGUCAACAUGAGCAGCAGGGUUUUCAUCAGACUCAAGCAGAACAUCUCCACUGUGAUCUGCUGCUGUCUCGCCGGGAGUGUGCCCAUAAUCAUUCCAAUAAGCUCUGCUGCUUUCUAUAUUGGUAUGAAUGACAGCAACAACUCAACCACGCAAAACAACUCAUGCCCACCGAUAGAAUUAAUGUCCAGUGCCCUGGGACAGGUAGCCAUGCCUCUUUUUGUGGUGCAGAGUAUUGUCGCUCUGGUUUUGAUGAUGUGCUCUUGCAGCGCCAUCAUUGUCUUUUUGUGUGGGCACAUCAGACAGAUGCAGUUGAGCUCCCCUGAGAUCGCCGACUCCAGCCAGAACCUCAUCCGAGUAGCUAAGAUGAUCACGGUGCUGGCUCUGCUCUACCUGUUCUGCACCAUUGCUGGGGCCCUUCCUGUUUUUAUAGGACAAGCAGCAUUCAGCAAAGAAUAUUUCCUUGUUGUCGAUUGUAUGUUUUCUGCAGCCUGUUUGGGUAUCACUGUGACUCUAAUAGCUGGGAACUCUAGCCUCAGGCAGAAAGCUCAAUGUUCUCAACAAACCUGGAACUUCAAGGAACGAGGAAGGUGUCUGAUUUUUGAAAAGAGUUGUUCAGAUGAAGUGAUCUUUGUUUGA
Messenger RNA from Acipenser ruthenus (sterlet), 969 nucleotides. RefSeq names its product taste receptor type 2 member 4-like. The transcript has a single exon. The record is from RefSeq and is a predicted model, not a curated record. Lineage: Eukaryota; Metazoa; Chordata; Actinopteri; Acipenseriformes; Acipenseridae. Gene Ontology annotation, cellular component: membrane. Gene Ontology annotation, molecular function: G protein-coupled receptor activity. Gene Ontology annotation, biological process: G protein-coupled receptor signaling pathway; sensory perception of taste. Bases 1 to 969 code for a protein of 322 amino acids.